UUCUGUCCGUCUCUCAUCACUACCCACGAGAUUUUCUGUCUGUUUUUCCGUUUCCCCUUUGUUUCUUUCUCCCAAACCCUGUUUCUUCUUCUUCUUCUUCUUCUUCUUUCAGUUUCUUCUUCCACGAUGCCUCAUCACAGUGAGAAAGACCCAUCAUCAUCACCGCAACCACCUUCACGUGCCAUUCUAGACACAGUACAAGAAAUCACCACCAUCUACCGUUCACUGCCACCUCGACCUUCCGUACAAGAGUUGGAAGCAGCCACGUCAACGGUGGACACCGUGAACAACGUGGAGCAAACCAAACUGCAUGAAAUUUCUGUGCAGAAACCACCCCACGAUGUCCCUCAGGAACUUUUCUCUGUCCUGCAACAGGUUAAGAAGACCAUGGUCCUGUUCCAGAGCCAGGAACAGAGAAGAGAGGCGCUCUACCUUCUUGAAAUUGAAAAGAUGUUUCAGACAUUCGGUGAUCUCAUUCUGAAGGCUUCUGAUUUGGUUUCUGGGGAUGGGGAUUCUCACUCCCAGAACCAGUUACAGAAACUUCCCACUAUUCAUGAACACCUUGAGACAAUUUCAACACUUGAUGAUGGAAUUUUGAUGAGGAAGGAGGAGGAGGAAGAGGGAGAACAGCAGAAGAGUGAUUUGGGAGUGGAAAAGGGUUUCUCUGUCAGCAAGGCGUUCUUGUCAGCAGGUGAUGGAAGCCCUGCCAAAUUAAGUCUCAUGAAAGUGGCUACUGUUGUUGAAAAUUGUGCUAAAAGUGGAGAUACAAUCCUUGAUCUCAGAGGGAAGUUGGUGGAUCAGAUGGAGUGGUUGCCAGUUUCAAUUGGGAAAUUAUCUGAUGUCACUGAAGUGAACCUAUCUGAAAACAGACUCAUGGCUCUUCCAGCAACCAUUGGGGGACUCAAGGCCUUAACAAAGCUUGAUCUUCAUUCAAACCAGCUGAUAAACCUUCCCCAGUCAUUUGGUGAAUUGAUAAACCUUGUUGAACUGGACCUUCAUGCAAACAGAUUGAAAUCACUUCCUACAACUUUUGGAAACUUGACAAAUCUCACUGAUCUUGACUUGAGUUCAAAUGCGUUCACACAGUUACCAGAGACAAUUGGGAGUUUAAGUAGCUUGAAGAGGUUUAUCGUUGAGACAAACGAGCUUGAGGAACUGCCUUAUACAAUUGGGAAUUGCUCCUCCUUAUCUGUGCUGAAGUUGGAUUUUAACCAGCUCAAGGCCCUUCCUGAAGCAAUUGGGAAGCUAGAAUCUAUGGAGAUUCUCACUUUGCACUAUAAUAGAGUUAAGAGGUUGCCUUCAACAAUAGGUAAUCUAUGCAACCUGAAGGAACUUGAUGUUAGCUUUAAUGAACUCGAAUUCGUGCCAGAGAACCUGUGUUUUGUAGUUACUUUGAAGAAAUUGAACUUGGGAAAUAACUUUGCUGAUCUAAGAGCCUUGCCAAGAUCAAUUGGGAAUCUUGAAAUGCUUGAGGAGUUGGAUAUAAGUGAUGAUCAAAUAAGAGUUUUGCCAGAGUCUUUUAGGUUCUUGUCGAAGUUGAGAAUUUUCAAAGCUGAUGAGACUCCUCUUGAGAUGCCACCAAGAGAAGUGAUCAAGUUGGGUGCUCAGGAAGUUGUGCAGUACAUGGCUGAUUAUGUCGUUGAGAGGGAUGCAAACCUUUUGCCAUCAAAGAAGAAAAAGAAGGGAUUUUGGUUCUGGUUUUGCUCUAUAUUUUGCCCUCAACAGAAAUGAUAUUUUUAGCAUGACCUUGCUAUUGUGUUUCUUCAAGUUAGACAUUGUUUUCCUAAUAAAAUGACCUUGCUGUAUAGUUUUGGGUUUUCCUUGUGAACUGUAAAGUAUGUUUCUAAAUUUUGAAUUUCUGUUUUAUCUUUGUAUACAAGAGAGUGCUUGUAAUAACUUUGAUCAUUUGAUACUCUUGUCAUUUGCAAAUGAAAUGAAGAUAUAAUGGUAUCAACGCCGUUGAGUUUA
Molecule: messenger RNA, 1968 nt
Organism: Lotus japonicus
Lineage: Eukaryota; Viridiplantae; Streptophyta; Magnoliopsida; Fabales; Fabaceae
Product: plant intracellular Ras-group-related LRR protein 5-like
Exons: 3
Coding region: 127-1731 (534 amino acids)
Molecular function (GO): protein binding
Source: RefSeq, a predicted model, not a curated record